Nymphaea colorata (pocket water lily) is the source of this 1170-nucleotide messenger RNA. RefSeq names its product membrane-anchored ubiquitin-fold protein 3. Gene Ontology annotation, molecular function: protein binding. The record is from RefSeq and is a predicted model, not a curated record. The transcript has 3 exons. Bases 384 to 737 code for a protein of 117 amino acids. Lineage: Eukaryota; Viridiplantae; Streptophyta; Magnoliopsida; Nymphaeales; Nymphaeaceae.
GGAAACUUUUCGGCUGUUAUUGACAAUUAUUUGAGAGAAGGAAGAAGAGGACGACGACCAAGGAGGAGAAGUAGAACGAACGGGUUGGAGGACGAAUCGGAGGGCGUGGCUGUGACGUUGAAUCACAGGAGGAGGCGGAAGACGGCCUGAAAAUUCACUGUUCAUAGGAUCUUUUCUCCUUCUCUACUGUUUGGAGUCCCACUUUUCUUGGUCUCUCAAUCGGCUCCGUGUCGAGGGGAUGGAAUCGACCAGCAAAUUUUGAUAAGUACCCAUAUCGAGAAUCAUGGCUUCAAAUCGGUGUCUUGGGAAAUUAGUUCGUUCUGGGCCGGAAGGGAUUGAGAUUUGAUGGUGGUUUUUGUUAGCUUCCUUUUCCAAGAUCUUUAAUGGCAGGUGAAGAAUCGGUUGAGCUCAAAUUCAGGCUAUAUGAUGGCACAGACAUCGGUCCUAACAAGUAUUCCCCUGCCACAACAAUUGGUUCUCUUAAAGAGAUCAUUCUUACUAGAUGGCCGCAGGAUAAGGACAACGCCCCGAGAUCAAUCAAUGACAUUAAGCUCAUCAAUGCGGGUAAGAUAUUGGAGAACAACAAAACUCUUGCUGAGUCCAGGGUACCUGUUGGAGAGCUUCCCGGUGGAAUCAUCACCAUGCAUGUUGUUGUGAGGCCUCCUGCAUUUGACAGGAAUAAUGAGAAGCCACGUGCUGACUUCCAAAAGAAUAGAUGUUCCUGCUCCAUUCUAUAAUCACAAAUUAGACCGAUCCACCAUUUGUAGUUGGUACAGCGGGAAAUGUCAUACCACCAAUAGAUUUUUGUUUCUGUGCAUAUCUGGCCACAUGGCUAAGGGGUUGUACCCUUUUCCUCUUUUUGUUCUUCUUUGGGUUUUUUGGUUUAGGGAUAAUUGUUUAUUUGUGGUCGCCCAGAAUUUGGCAUUUUGUUCUUCUGGGAUACAGCUCUUUCUAAAUGAGCUCCCAUGAUUUGAUGGAGUUUCUGCUGUUUUUUUUACUUAUGGUUAACUGCUGGGGGUAGGCGUUGGAUAGAUGAACUUUAGGUGGUCACUUUCUCAGUCUUGAAUUAAGGAACGACCAUUCCAAUCGGAAUUCCAUGAUGUUACCUUUCAGGCCCAUUGUGUUUCAGAAUUCUCUGCAUGGUAAUGGAGUGUUCUGCUUUCCGAUUCA